Messenger RNA from Pyricularia grisea, 966 nucleotides. RefSeq lists its product as uncharacterized. The transcript has 7 exons. NCBI's taxonomy places the organism in Eukaryota, Fungi, Ascomycota, Sordariomycetes, Magnaporthales, Pyriculariaceae. The record is from RefSeq and is a predicted model, not a curated record. The annotation marks the transcript as partial.
GUUAAGCAAGCAGUUCGCCAAGAAAAUCUUCCCAAACCCCGGGUGCAGGCAGGGCUGGCGAACCGUUGCCCGCCGUUCCUAUCAAUCAAGAGCCAAGUGACGACUUGGCUGCACAAUAUCUUGAUCCCCGGGGCCCGGAUGGGGGCUUCCCGGGGAGCCUGGUUUAGGGGAGCAUUGACGCUAAACCAAAUCGGGACAUUCUUGCGAACCAUCGAAAUCCUUGUCUAUAGAGUAGCAAAGCAGCAGAAGGUGGGUUGUAGCAAGGUGGAUCCCGAUGCAUCAAUGACGGAUGGAUUGGCAAACAUGAGAAACGGCUGUUGGAUCCGGUGGCUCUGGCAGCUCCUCCCCCUUGAUUUGACGAUUGCGUACCCGUACACACAAGACGCGCCGCCGCGCCCAGACACACAGACGCCCCAAAAUAGAGACCGGACCAGUCAGAUCACCGGCAAGCGGGUAGGAGAAUUAUGCCUAGUACACGAUAAAAGAAAAAAAAAACUAGGUGGCAGGGCCCCUGGGGGAGUGUUAGGGGAACAGACAGACAGCAACAAAUUCAAUCAGACAGCUUCAGUGGAGCCGUCCUCUGAUCGUCAGUCAUGUCAUGACCUGUCCGGAUGUUUAAACGUGCCAGACUUACAAAGUAUAUACGCACCACCGAAUAAUGAUUCCAUCGACCACACCCACCCUCCACGACGGCCCGGCUGGCAGCCCUGGGAUCACGCCGGUCUCAUCGAUUUUUGCCUAGUUGCAGGGACGACGGGGCGGGUAUUCACAUAUUGUAAGCCGCCUACCUGCCUUAUAACCCUAUACCAGGGUAAAUGGACAGUAUUCACUUCGUCGUCUUUGUGCUCCCUUACUAUCACCAACGACUAUGCACAUGACCCAAAGAGGAAUAAACUAGAUAUGCAUGCAUCCCUGGCUCAUGCCUCAGCUCGGCCUGUCUGUCAGCCAGUAAUAGUAAAUCAGUAG